Molecule: messenger RNA, 2203 nt
Organism: Harmonia axyridis
Lineage: Eukaryota; Metazoa; Arthropoda; Insecta; Coleoptera; Coccinellidae
Product: zinc finger protein 2 homolog
Exons: 3
Coding region: 130-1908 (592 amino acids)
Biological process (GO): regulation of transcription by RNA polymerase II
Cellular component (GO): nucleus
Molecular function (GO): RNA polymerase II cis-regulatory region sequence-specific DNA binding; DNA-binding transcription activator activity, RNA polymerase II-specific
Source: RefSeq, a predicted model, not a curated record
UCAAAUUUCUGAUAACGGUAGACCACCAUAUUAGCCAACUUCGUACAUGUUGAAAUAUACUGAUAAUAUAUUGUUUUGGUACUAAAUUUGAAUUUAACUGUGUAAUUUUACACAAGAUUUUGAACUAAAAUGGAUGAAACAUCUCUGAAAUGUCCUCUUUGUUGUGAAGAAUCGUUUGAUUCUCUAAGAUCCUUAAAAAUGCAUAUAUCUGAUGUAUUGAACAAACUAGAGUGUCCCAUUUGCAAAGGAAAUUUUAACGCUUUUGAAAAUUUCGCACAACAUUUAUUAGAAUGCGAGGUAUGCGAAUCAGAGAAUACAGAAUCAAUAAAUGAUUCAAACUCUGAUGGAAAUUCGAAGAAUCUUGAUGAAAAUAAUUUCAGUGAAGAAAAAAAUGAAAACGAGAAUGUUAAAAAUUACUGUGAAAUUUGCGAUGUUCGCUUUGAGGAAGUUAAGAAACAUUUAUCAGAGUAUCAUGUGGGCGAACAAGUAGCUAUAGAAAGUCAAAACCUUGAUGAACUAUUAGGCGAAUCAGAAGAGAUUUCUGGAGAUGAAUUACCCAGAGAAUUCCUAUCAGAACCACCUCCCUUAGUCCCUAUAGAAAGAGAUCGAGUUUUUGUUAGUAAAGAAAUCUUAAAUGAGAAUGGAAAAUUUAAUACAAAAAAUUUAACAAAAAUUGACAUAAUUCCAGAGCCCAAAAAAGUGUUUCCACUAAUGGAAAAAAUUGUUUAUCAGCAAAUUUGCGGAAAUGAAAUAAUUCUUCGAUUCUACCCAUGUAAAGAUUGCAAUAGAAGAUUUCCCCAGUUGAAUGCCUAUAAAAAACAUGAUUGCAAAUCUAAAAAAUAUGAAGUUUGUGAUAUGUGCUCAGUUCACUUUUCCAGAAAGUCGGGAUUGGCACAACAUAAAAGAAAAUAUCAUAAAGAAGAAAUCAAAUCUAAAGACAGUGAGAAACAUCAUUGUGAGGUUUGUAAUUCCAAUUUUUUAACAGAAAAAAGUUUGAUGCUUCAUAAAAAAAUGCACGAACCAAAAAAAAUAAAGAGAUUAAUUCAACCGCAAUUCAAUAAAAUGGAAGAAAUCCAUGAAAUGUUCACCUGCGAAGUUUGUGGUAAGGAAUAUGACAAGAAAUACGAAGAAGUUCAUUUGAAAUCUCACUCUGAAGAAGCAGCAAAUUGCACCAUUUGCAACCGAAAAUUCGUAGACUUGGAAGAUUUAAGUUUGCACCUUCAGGCUCACGGAAAUGAAGUGGAAAAAAAAAUAUCUUGUGGGUUCUGUAAAAAACCGUUCACGAACAAGGAGUCUUUAGGUGAUCAUGUUGAAAACGACUGUAAAGAAAGGAAAUACGCUUGUAGUUUUUGUGGGAAAAAGUUUUCGAAGGCAUUUGAGAAGGUUAAGCAUGAACGUAUCCACACUGGGCAUAAACCUUACAUCUGCGAUAUUUGCGGUAAGGCUUUCCGGGUCAGCUACUGCCUUACUCUUCAUAUGAGGACCCAUUCAGGCGUGAGACCGUAUCAGUGUCAUAUCUGUGAUAAGAGGUUUAAAUCGCACAGUGUUUACAAUCAUCAUCUUCAAAUUCACUCGGAUAUACGGCCCUAUCAUUGCCCUUUCUGUCCCAAAGCUUUUAAAACGGCAGUCCAGCUGGCUGGACACAAAAACUCCCACACCAAACCUUUCUCUUGCAAAAUUUGCAACAGGCCCUUUGCUAGCUUAUAUGCGGUAAGGUUGCAUAUGAAAUCUCACGAUGGUAAAAAUGACCUCCAACAUCAGUGUCACAUAUGUGGAGCGGAGUAUGUAAGGUAUAUCGCGCUUCAGGAUCAUGUGGCUACACACUCAGAAGCCGAAAAAGAAGAAGCGAAAAUACUAGAAAAGGAACGGAAGAUACAAGAAGAGGAAGAAAAUGAAAACAUGUCUUAACACAAUUAAAUCUAUUCUUCAAAACACUUACAAUUUUAUAAAACGAGAUAAUGUAUUAAUUAUUCCCUGAAGUAAGUUUUAUAUCCAAAGAAAAUACUAAAAAUAUUACCAAAAAAUUAUCCAAAUGGAUUUGUUUGGGAAGUUCUAUAAUUCUGUCUGUUGAGGAGAACCAGAUGUGAAAUGUGAUAAAUUCCAAUUACAAUUUUAUUAAAAACAGUCGAAUUAAUCAUGUUAUAUAACAAUUUUACUUUAAUAUAUUAUGCUUGAUUGCUUUAGUAAAUCGCAUUUGUUUUUA